CCGCCGCCGUCCCCGGUCUCGCCAGGCGGAGUCCGGACCGCCCGGUCCCCGUGCGAGGAGGCGCCGUCGGCUGCCUUGCCGGAGACUGCACCCAGUAGAGCAGCAGCUCGCUUUGUUGUUACCGCCGCUUUUGGUGGCAAAAAGGGAAAAUGGCGAACGACUCUCCUGCAAAAAGUCUGGUGGACAUCGACCUCUCCUCCUUGCGGGAUCCGGCUGGGAUUUUUGAGCUGGUGGAAGUGGUUGGAAAUGGCACCUAUGGACAAGUCUAUAAGGGCCGACAUGUUAAAACAGGUCAGCUGGCAGCCAUCAAAGUUAUGGAUGUCACCGAGGACGAAGAGGAAGAAAUCAAACUGGAGAUAAAUAUGCUGAAGAAAUAUUCUCAUCAUAGAAAUAUUGCAACAUAUUAUGGUGCUUUCAUUAAAAAGAGCCCUCCAGGACAUGAUGACCAGCUCUGGCUUGUCAUGGAGUUCUGUGGGGCUGGGUCCAUCACGGACCUUGUGAAGAACACCAAAGGGAACACACUCAAAGAAGACUGGAUAGCUUACAUCUCCAGAGAGAUCCUGAGGGGACUGGCACAUCUUCACAUCCAUCAUGUGAUUCACCGGGACAUUAAGGGCCAGAAUGUAUUGCUGACAGAGAAUGCGGAGGUGAAGCUUGUUGAUUUUGGUGUGAGUGCUCAGCUUGACAGGACAGUUGGGAGGAGAAAUACGUUCAUAGGCACCCCCUACUGGAUGGCUCCUGAGGUCAUCGCCUGUGACGAGAACCCAGAUGCCACCUACGAUUACAGAAGCGACCUUUGGUCUUGUGGCAUUACAGCCAUUGAGAUGGCAGAAGGUGCUCCCCCUCUCUGUGACAUGCAUCCAAUGAGAGCACUGUUUCUCAUCCCCAGAAACCCUCCUCCCCGGCUGAAGUCAAAAAAAUGGUCAAAGAAAUUUUUUAGUUUUAUAGAAGGGUGCCUGGUGAAGAAUUACAUGCAGAGGCCCUCCACAGAGCAGCUUUUGAAACAUCCUUUUAUAAGGGAUCAGCCCAACGAGAGGCAAGUUAGAAUCCAGCUUAAGGAUCAUAUAGACCGGACUAGAAAGAAGAGAGGAGAGAAAGAUGAAACUGAGUAUGAGUACAGUGGGAGUGAGGAAGAGGAGGAGGAAGUGCCUGAGCAGGAAGGAGAGCCAAGCUCCAUUGUUAAUGUGCCUGGUGAGUCCACUCUUCGUCGGGACUUCCUGAGGUUGCAACAGGAGAACAAGGAACGGUCUGAGGCUCUGCGGAGACAGCAGCUCCUGCAGGAGCAACAGCUCCGGGAGCAGGAAGAGUAUAAACGGCAGCUGCUCGCAGAGAGACAGAAACGCAUCGAGCAGCAGAAAGAGCAGAGGCGGCGACUGGAGGAGCAACAAAGGAGAGAGCGUGAAGCCAGAAGGCAACAAGAACGUGAACAGCGAAGGAGAGAACAGGAGGAGAAGAGGCGUCUGGAAGAGUUGGAGAGACGGCGGAAAGAAGAGGAGGAGAGGAGACGGGCAGAAGAGGAGAAGAGGAGAGUAGAAAGAGAACAGGAGUAUAUCAGGCGACAGCUAGAAGAGGAGCAGCGGCACUUGGAAAUCCUUCAGCAGCAGCUGCUCCAGGAGCAGGCCAUGUUACUGGAGUGCCGAUGGCGGGAGAUGGAGGAGCACCGGCAGGCAGAGAGGCUCCAGAGGCAGUUGCAACAAGAACAAGCAUAUCUCCUAUCUCUACAGCACGACCACAGGAGGGCACACCCGCAGCUGGUGCAGCCGCCGCCACAGCAGGAAAGGAGCAAGGCCGCGUACCACGGCCCGGAGCCGAAGGCCCACUACGAGCCAGCUGACAGAGCCCGAGAGGUGGAAGAUAGAUUUAGGAAAACUAACCACAGCUCCCCUGAAGCCCAGUCUAAGCAGACAGGCAGAGUAUUGGAGCCACCAGUGCCUUCCAGAUCAGAGUCUUUUUCCAACGGCAACUCCGAGUCUGUGCAUCCUGCUCUGCAGAGACCAGCUGAGCCCCAGGUACAGUGGUCCCACCUGGCAUCUCUCAAGAACAAUGUUUCCCCUGUCUCGCGAUCCCAUUCCUUCAGUGACCCUUCUCCUCCCAAAUUUGCACACCACCAUCUUCGCUGUCAGGACCCAUGUCCACCUUCCCGCAGUGAGGUGCUAAGUCAGAAUUCUGACUCUAAGUCGGAGGUACCUGACCCCACCCAAAAGGCUUGGUCUAGAUCAGACAGUGACGAGGUGCCUCCAAGGGUCCCCGUAAGAACAACAUCUCGCUCCCCUGUUCUGUCCCGUCGGGAUUCCCCACUGCAGGGCAGUGGGCAGCAAAACAGCCAAGCAGGUCAAAGAAACUCUACCAGCAGUAUCGAGCCCAGGCUGCUGUGGGAGAGAGUGGAGAAGCUGGUGCCCAGGCCUGGCAGUGGCAGCUCCUCGGGGUCCAGCAACUCAGGAUCCCAGCCGGGGUCCCACCCCGGAUCUCAGAGCGGCUCCGGGGAGCGCUUCAGAGUGAGAUCAUCAUCCAAAUCUGAAGGCUCUCCAUCUCAGCGCCUAGAGAACGCAGCAAAGAAACCUGAAGAUAAAAAAGAGGUUUUUAGACCUCUCAAGCCUGCUGGUGAAGUGGAUUUGACUGCACUAGCCAAAGAGCUCCGAGCAGUGGAGGAUGUCCGGCCCCCACACAAAGUGACCGACUACUCGUCGUCCAGCGAGGAGUCGGGAACAACAGAUGAGGAGGACGAUGAUGUGGAGCAGGAAGGGGCUGAGGAGCCCACGUCGGGGCCAGAGGACACCAGAGCAGCGUCUUCUCUGAAUUUGAGCAAUGGUGAAACGGAAUCUGUGAAAACCAUGAUUGUCCAUGACGACGUGGAAAGCGAACCAGCCAUGACCCCGUCCAAAGAGGGCACGCUGAUCGUCCGCCAGAGUACAGUUGACCAAAAGCGUGCCAGCCAUCAUGAGAGCAAUGGCUUUGCCGGUCGCAUUCACCUCUUGCCAGAUCUCUUACAGCAAAGCCAUUCCUCCUCCACUUCCUCCACCUCUUCCUCCCCAUCCUCCAGCCAGCCGACACCCACCAUGUCCCCACAGACACCCCAGGACAAGCUCACUACUAAUGAGACUCAGUCCGCUAGUAGCACACUCCAGAAACACAAAUCUUCCUCCUCCUUUACACCUUUUAUAGACCCCAGAUUACUACAGAUUUCUCCGUCUAGUGGGACAACAGUGACUUCUGUGGUGGGAUUUUCCUGUGAUGGAAUGAGACCAGAAGCCAUAAGGCAGGACCCUACCCGGAAGGGCUCAGUGGUCAAUGUGAAUCCCACCAACACUAGGCCACAGAGUGACACCCCAGAGAUUCGUAAAUACAAGAAGAGAUUUAACUCUGAGAUCCUGUGUGCUGCCUUAUGGGGAGUGAAUUUGUUAGUGGGUACAGAGAGUGGCCUGAUGCUGCUGGACAGAAGUGGUCAAGGGAAGGUAUAUCCUCUGAUCAACCGAAGACGAUUUCAGCAAAUGGAUGUCCUUGAAGGCUUGAAUGUCUUGGUGACAAUAUCUGGCAAAAAGGAUAAGUUACGUGUCUACUAUUUGUCCUGGUUAAGAAAUAAAAUACUUCACAAUGAUCCAGAAGUUGAGAAGAAGCAGGGGUGGACAACCGUAGGGGAUUUGGAAGGAUGUGUACACUAUAAAGUUGUAAAAUAUGAAAGAAUCAAAUUUCUGGUAAUUGCUCUGAAGAGUUCUGUGGAAGUCUAUGCAUGGGCACCCAAGCCAUAUCACAAAUUUAUGGCCUUUAAGUCAUUUGGAGAAUUGGUACAUAAGCCAUUACUGGUGGAUCUCACUGUGGAGGAAGGCCAGAGGUUGAAAGUGAUCUAUGGAUCCUGUGCUGGAUUCCAUGCUGUUGAUGUGGAUUCAGGAUCAGUCUAUGACAUUUAUCUACCAACACACGUAAGAAAGAGCCCACACUCUAUGAUCCAGUGUAGCAUCAAACCCCAUGCAAUCAUCAUCCUCCCCAACACAGAUGGAAUGGAGCUUCUGGUGUGCUAUGAAGAUGAAGGGGUUUAUGUGAACACCUAUGGACGCAUCACCAAGGAUGUGGUUCUGCAGUGGGGAGAGAUGCCAACGUCUGUAGCAUAUAUUCGAUCCAAUCAGACGAUGGGCUGGGGAGAAAAGGCCAUAGAGAUCCGAUCUGUGGAAACUGGACACUUGGAUGGUGUGUUUAUGCACAAAAGGGCUCAAAGACUAAAAUUCUUAUGUGAACGCAAUGACAAGGUGUUCUUUGCCUCUGUGCGGUCUGGCGGCAGCAGUCAGGUCUAUUUCAUGACGUUAGGCAGGACUUCUCUUCUGAGCUGGUAGAAGCAGUGCGGUGAGGAUUGCCGGCCCCCAGAGUCUUCAGGACCCCGAGAACUUGGAAUUCCUUGCAACUGGAGCUCAGCUGCGCCGGUGCAGGACAGCUGUGUGCGUGCGCGGACACCGUGUGUGGGGUUCUUUUCCCCUUCCUUCCCGCUCCUCUCCUACCAGUUUACCCCCAUUCUCUUCGUUUCCUUACUCAAAAAUAAAUCAAGGCUGCAAUGCAGCUGGUGCUGUUCAGAUUCUACCAUCAGGUGCUAUCAGUGUUUGGGAUCGAGCAUCAGACCAGAAGCAAACACGUUUCCUUCAGCUCCAGAAUUCCUUGUCCCUGAAUGACUCUGUCUGUGGGUGUCUGAAGGUGGAGACGAUGAACAUGCUGUUGGUUUUAUCAAGUGGGCACAGGUGGUGUGAAGUAUCGGGCUAACCAGCAGUUUGCUGCAGCAGAGAGAUUUAAUAUAGUACCAUUAACAAUGUAUUUAAUUGACAUUUCCUUUUUGUAAUGUGACAAUUUGUGGACAAAGAAGAAGGUGCAGGUUUAAGAAGUUACUAUUUAUAAAAUGUGAAAAACAGUUACUAGGAGAACUUUUUUGUGGGUGGGGGGUGGGGUGGGCUAAGAGGGGUCCCGUUUUGUUUUUUCUGAGGUAUGUUUUUUUUGGCUUGGCUUGGCCAAGAACCCAGUCAUUUUUUUGUGUACCAGGUUUUGCCCAAAUCCUGUGCAGAUGGUUCUUUAAAAAAAAAAAAAGAAAAGAAAAAAUGUGUGCAUUUGUAUAAUGGCCAGAACUUCGUUGAGUGACAGUAUUAGCACUGCCUCAGUUCAAGGUUUAAUUUUUGUUUAAACCUAGAAGUGUGACAACACUUAGACCACCGUCUGCACUUACGAAAAAAAAAAAACUUCAACCACGUUUAUUGUUUUGCCUACCUCAUUGUUUUUAAUGCAUUAAGAGGUGGUUUAGUUUAUAUGUUUUUUGGAGGAAAACAUUAAUGUUUAAUUUAAUCUUAGUACCAAAACUGUCAGAUUGAAGUUUGACUUACUUCAUCACAGGUGUCCGUAGGCACAAGAGAAAUUGUCCCUGAAGAAGAGAAGUAGCCAGUGGCUUUACCAUGCUUACUGAUGCAUCUGUUUUCUACAGAGCGCUUCAUUUCACCAAGUUGACCAUUAGUGGUUGGUGGGCGAUUCUGCCCCACAGCACACGGGGCCUCCUUGUUGUCAGUCAGGGGUUUGGCGGCAGACGGGGUUCAUACUAGAGUAGUCAUACACAAUGUCCAGUGUUGCAGGAACCUGCUCUUGGGGGCGGGGGUAGUUUCCUUUUCUAAAAUGCAGUGCACUAAAACCGUUUUGAGAAUGUAGUUAAUCCUGCUGCUUCAUAAGCCGGGGUCUUCUGCAUUUCAGGUGUCAUAUCAAAGCCCUGGCUUUUCUCGGUCUCACUUGUUCUCUGUUUUUUAAACCAGUUUUACUUUAUGAAUAUGUUCAUGACAUUUGUAAUAAAUGUCUUGGGUAAUAA
Manis javanica (Malayan pangolin) is the source of this 5821-nucleotide messenger RNA. The record is from RefSeq and is a predicted model, not a curated record. NCBI's taxonomy places the organism in Eukaryota, Metazoa, Chordata, Mammalia, Pholidota, Manidae.